UUUGUUAUUAAAUAGGUGAGUAUGCCUAGAUAGUGAAAGAAAGAAGCAGUUUGAAUUUCAUAGUGUUGAUAACUUUAUUGUUUUUAAUUCAUUCUUGUGUUAAAUAGUAAUUAAAUUAAUGUUACCAAAAGUAAUAAUAAUAAUAAUUGGCUGUUGUCAACCAAAUCUUAACUAGUGGCCAUUGAACUAACAUGUCAUUUAAAUUCAGUUUAGAAAAUCAUCUAAAGAAGGGAUGAGCAGUGAACAUAAAUAUGGAUAUUUAUUAUUAACAUAAGACAAAUACUGACUAAAACUACAAGUUGAGAAAAAUUACUGUGGAUAAAUGUGCGAAACCAUUUUUGAUGACGCGUACAGUUACAGGCUAUAUAUUGAGUGAAGCUCAAAAUUCUCAAAAACUCUCAUAAGCUCAACAACUUCAGCACUGGACAAACACACAAAACCUUUGAUCUCUAUAAAAAGAUACAUUCUUUAUUUGAAUAAAGGAGACAAAUCUACAGAGAGCGAUGGCAGCGAUAGUUACCGGGCUCAUCCCAAUCCUCCGCACUGCGGUGGACUCCACUGCCACCUAUAAAGGUCGCACCAUGUGGUUCGGUUUGCUCUGCAUCCGCCUCGUGACCGUCUUUCUGGCUCAGUUUCCAUGGAAAACCCUAAAUGAUGAUUUCCACUGUAACACCACUAGCUCCUACUGCAUUAAAGCUUGUUUUAAUAGACACUUUGACAAUUCUGUAGUGAUGGCGUGGCAUUUCCUUUUUAUCCUUCUUGUGCUCUCGGUCCUUCUCAUGGAGCUGUUUUCCUCCCAUCUUCGAUCUUCAUUCCAGAAGAAGAAGGAGAGAGAAAUGGAAUCUCAAAGCAAGCAGGAAGCUGUCUCUGAUCCCACCAUGACUGUCGGUGGUAGGAUGAUGAUAGACUUCCACAAAAGCAAAAGUAGUGUUAUGGUGUACCUGUUCAGCAUCGUUCUGCGAAUUGCAGUGGAGGUUUUAUUUGUGUACGUCUUGCUCUCCUGGGUACUACCUAAACUGAAUGAACAGUUUUUCAUUUGCAAUGGACAAGCUUUUGAUUGUCCAACUGAACUGAAAUGUGUGGUCCGAGGGGCAGCAGAAAAGAGAAUGUCUGUCUAUGCAUUACUGUUUAUAUCUGCCCUGGUUAUUAUAACAAGUGGUCUGUUCUGUCUCUACUCAAUAGGCCACUAUCUCUGUAAUGGUUAACAAAAGGAUUACAUUGAACACAAGCAUAUUAAGUAGCUUUAAUGCAUCUGUAUAUAAUUUUUUUU
Molecule: messenger RNA, 1270 nt
Organism: Carassius carassius (crucian carp)
Lineage: Eukaryota; Metazoa; Chordata; Actinopteri; Cypriniformes; Cyprinidae
Gene: gjz1
Product: gap junction protein zeta 1
Exons: 2
Coding region: 504-1205 (233 amino acids)
Biological process (GO): cell communication
Cellular component (GO): connexin complex
Source: RefSeq, a predicted model, not a curated record